ACAGAAAUGGCGACUACCAUGUGGAGGUCACCCUUUCGUUUCUCGUCAAAUUUAAGGGUUGCCCUCCGUCAGAAAAAUCCUGAGCGAUGUUACUCAUUGAGUGCCCUACAAACGCAAGAUGAUGAAGUAUUGUAUCCACCAGUCAAGCCGAAAUUCCCCCCAGGUAACUGGAAAGGAAUGGAGCGAGAUUAUGCCUGGAACAUGUACAAUUUAGAACAAGAAUCUCUAGCGAUUCCUUCAGUCCAAGGCCGAAUUGACCAUGUCAAGAAAGUCCACGAAAUUCAUAGCAAGUACAAAGGAGAUCUCAAGUUUGCCUGGUUCUUCAAUGGCAAAAGUCUCGAGCCACGUCUGUUCAACUAUCAGCUAGACAAAACCAAGACAUUUCCCAAUGAUGGACUUCCUAGUGUUUAUGACAAUGUGGAUGUAACAAAUGAAUUAGAACUUGUUACUCCUUUAGUGAAGGAAAUUAUAGUGAAUGAGUGUGAAAAAGUCUACCGCAGAUCGUCACUAGGCAACCCUGUUGGGUUGAGCAAGGAAAAGGUUUCAAAACUGUUGAUCAAAAGUAUGAUUCUAAAGAUCUUGUCAAUUUUGUCCUAUAGUCACUCCCAUCUAUUAACGUCAGAGUUCUCGGAGGAUGUUUUCCAACAAGCAUACUGGGAUCGGUUGUCUGAUACAGGACUUAUUGAAGAAAAACGGAAAUUCAAGCAAAAAGUGAUGAAAUUUCAGGGAGAAUAUAAAACAAGUUUCCAACUGAGGACGGAGCUUCCAUUACCCGAGUUUGUAGAUCGGGAUUCAGAGAGCUGUGUUGGACGGGAUUACCCAAAGUGCCCAUACCACCCUUUAGUAUUGGGGCAAAUGAAGGAGAAAUGUACACCCCACUUUCUACCCGGUGUAAACCUCGGCUCACCGUGUGAGUUCGGAUAUCUAUCGCUGGAGACUGUCAACUCUUUCCUGUUAGAUAAAGCAGCUAUAGCCUACAAGUCCAGCCCUGAUGUCAUCCCAGAAAUCUGGAAAGGGUUCGCUCUCAGCUCCUCCUUCCUGUCCACUGUGGCGCAGGCUCACUACCAGGGAUUUAGUAUGUACUCUGACAUGACCUAUCCAUUGACAUCCCAGACCAUCAUCACUGAUGGUAGAAAGUUUCUGUUUGGUGCCUACCAACUGAACACAUUACAGAUGUGGAAGCCGGAUGAAAACAAUCCUCACUGCAAUCUGUUUUGGCAUACAGAGAUUGACAUGUUCGACGGUGUGCAGGAUGGGAAGAUUGUAGGCUACAAUGACGACGUUCUUAAGACUCUACUUAAGUUUCUUCUGUUGGGCACCCCUGACCGAGGCUACGACCUGAAGCCAACCAUCUCCCACAUAGAACCAACAGAGACAAUUGAGGACUAUGUUCACAUGGAGGAGAUCAUAGAGACAACAAAAUAUGAUUUUGAUACAGCCUCAUCAACACAACUAAAUCAGGCGAUGGAGGACUCUGUACCUCCUGAGGAUGUCAAAACAUAGAAAUAACAUGUUCAAUCAAAAUAGAGGACUUUGAAUUAAGUGAAGAGAUCAUGAUAUAGAACCAACACAGGGGAUGGUAGACUUUGUACUUUGUGAGGAGAUCAUGAUAUAGAACCAACACAGAGGAUGGUAGACUUUGUACUUUGUGAGGAGGUCAGGUAUAGAACCAACACAGGGGAUG
Messenger RNA from Mizuhopecten yessoensis (Yesso scallop), 1684 nucleotides. Its product is annotated as 39S ribosomal protein S30, mitochondrial-like. Gene Ontology annotation, molecular function: structural constituent of ribosome. The transcript is spliced from 5 exons. Bases 7 to 1503 code for a protein of 498 amino acids. Lineage: Eukaryota; Metazoa; Mollusca; Bivalvia; Pectinida; Pectinidae. The record is from RefSeq and is a predicted model, not a curated record. Gene Ontology annotation, cellular component: mitochondrial large ribosomal subunit; ribosome; mitochondrion. Gene Ontology annotation, biological process: translation.